Molecule: messenger RNA, 633 nt
Organism: Solanum lycopersicum (tomato)
Lineage: Eukaryota; Viridiplantae; Streptophyta; Magnoliopsida; Solanales; Solanaceae
Source: RefSeq, a predicted model, not a curated record
AUGUCGAAUUUGUCAAAACUUGAAUUUGUGACACUUGACAUUUCUGGAAAGAAUUAUUUGUCAUGGGUACUUGAUGCUGAAAUUCACCUUACCGCUAAGGGCCUUGGUGAUAGUAUAAUUGAAGGAAAUACGACAUCAAAUCAGGAUAAAGCGAAAUCUGUGAUUUUCCUUCGUCAUCAUCUUGAUGAAAGCCUGAAGGUUGAAUACCUAACGGUGAAAGAACCACUUGAAUUGUGGAUAGGUUUGAAAGGGAGGUAUGACCACCUCAAGGCAACGAUAUUGUCAAGGGCUCGUUAUGAGUGGAUGCACUUACGGUUUCAAGAUUAUAAAAUCAUAAUUGAGUAUAAUUCUGUUCAUAAUGACAUUCUAAUGAAAAAUUACGAAGCCCAACCCGCUGGAAGUGCUCCAUUACCGGAGGCACACGCGGUUGAAGCACAUGUUGAAAUAAUGCAACAGGAUGAGGAUUUCGAACCAAGAUCUGUUAGCGAGUGUAGACAGAGAAAUGAUUGGCUAAAAUGGAAGGAAGCAAUUCAAACAGAAUUAGCUUCACUUGAAAAAUGUGAAGUUUUUGGAUCAAUAGUCCGAACACCUGAAGGUAUCAAGCCAAUGGGGCAUAAAUGGGUUUUUGUGUGA